This is a messenger RNA of Betta splendens (Siamese fighting fish), 2402 nucleotides long. RefSeq names its product N-glycanase 1 (gene ngly1). Gene Ontology annotation, biological process: glycoprotein catabolic process; protein quality control for misfolded or incompletely synthesized proteins; protein deglycosylation. The transcript is spliced from 12 exons. Bases 233 to 2137 code for a protein of 634 amino acids. Gene Ontology annotation, cellular component: nucleus; cytosol; cytoplasm. The record is from RefSeq and is a predicted model, not a curated record. NCBI's taxonomy places the organism in Eukaryota, Metazoa, Chordata, Actinopteri, Anabantiformes, Osphronemidae. Gene Ontology annotation, molecular function: peptide-N4-(N-acetyl-beta-glucosaminyl)asparagine amidase activity.
CCUGAAAUGUAACAGCAUCAGCAACACGUCAGUAAAUUACAUAGAUGGUUUCUACAAGACACGUACCGCAAAAUGCAUCUAUACGCUGCACGAGAUCUUUAAAUGAGUACAAAUCCAAUCAGGCAGUGUCGGGGCAGCUUCUGGCCAAGACUUCCUCACGUUAGCAAAAAGUGUACGAUCGCACCGUUAGCAUUAGUACUGAACGGACUUUUUGUUUUAAAAAGAUACCAGCAUGGCGGCGUCGUCAGCAGUCACAACGUUGUGCGAGAAUCCGAACGAAAUCUUUCUGGACGUUGCAAAGUUGUUACUUACAUACGCGGACAAUAUUUUAAGGCAUCCCAAUGAGGAAAAGUACAGGUCGAUCCGCAUAGGCAAUCCCACAUUCUCUACCAAGAUUCUGCCCAUCAAAGGAGCUGUGGAAUGUCUGUUUGAGAUGGGAUUUGAGGAGGCAGAGACCCAUUUGGUUUUUCCCAAGUCUGCAUCAGUGGAACAGUUGAAACUCAUCAGAGAAUCCAUAGCAACAGAGAGGGAUCACAGGCUGAAUGCAGAACAACUAGUCCAACCCACUGUUCAUGCUGCAGCAUCAACGUCUGCACCAGAAAGUCCUGCUGUUACUGCCAUCCAACCAGUUUCACCACAGCUCCCAUUCCUAGAGAACAGUAUGAGUUUCUUUUUGACUCUCCAGUCAAACUUCCAACAUGUAAUGGUUUAUGAAAACCCUGAGCUCCAGGAAAAAGCUAGGAGCCACGUACCUCAUCAGCAACUGUCUUCUGCUGCUCAGGACAAGCUGCAGGAGGCAAAAGAGGCAGAGCCAGACUGUAAACUUGGAAUAGAAGACUGCCUGGCCAUUCAGUUGCUCAGGUGGUUCAAACAGGACUUCUUUUUGUGGGUGAACUGUCUGCCCUGCAGCCGCUGUGGUGGCCCAACAGUUAAUAAUGGGUCCCUUAGUCCCAGCACUGAUGACCUCCGCUGGGGAGCUCAGCGAGUUGAAAACCACUACUGUCAGACCUGCAAGCUUUCGACCAGAUUCCCAAGGUACAACAAUCCUGAGAAGCUGCUGGAAACCAGAAGGGGGCGCUGUGGCGAAUGGGCAAACUGUUUCACUUUGUGCUGCAGAGCUUUAGGCCUUGAAGCCAGGUACAUCUGGGACAGCACAGAUCACGUGUGGACAGAGAUUUACUCUGUCAGCCAGCGUCGCUGGGUGCACUGUGAUCCAUGUGAGAACAGCUUUGAUAAUCCCUUGGUGUACGAGGUCGGUUGGGGCAAGAAACUGGCCUAUAUUCUGGCUUUUUCUCAAGACCAGCAGGUGGUGGAUGUGACAUGGAGGUAUUCCUGUAAUCACCCAGAGGUUUUGUUGAGAAGGACCAGAGUUCAAGAGGCUUGGCUGCUUCACACUAUUCAUGGACUCAAUACUUCAAGGCAGCAAACCCUGAGUCCAGAGAGGAGGAAGGACUUGACAGAGAGACUGCUUGUUGAGUUGGUAGAGUUUAUCUCCCCCAAGAAGCCAAAACCAGGAGAGUUUGGGGGACGUAGCUCUGGCUCAUUGUCCUGGAGGAUAGCAAGGGGAGAGACUAAAGCACAUGAGCCAGGGACACAGACUGUAGGUUAUGUAUUUACGCCAACUGCGAAGGAGAAGAGCGACAGAUUGCUUCAUCUGCGCUACAGUUCAAUCAAAGACCAGUACUGUCGUCUGUCCAAUAACUCUGAGGUCAUUGACAACUGGGAUCAAUGUGUGUGGAGGAAUGAGUCCGUCUUCAGAAAGGUGGAACAUGACUGGCAGAUGGUAUACAUAUCUCGAACAGAAGGAUCCUCAAAGGGAACAAUAAGCUGGAAGUUUGAUUUUGCUUCCGUGGGGAUGAAGAUAAAGGCUGUCUCAGUCAUGGCCUGUAGUCAGAUCUUCCAUACAGGGAAGGUCUCCUGGCACUUGCAGUCAGGCCAGAUUAAUACUGAAUUUACUGGAGAUGGGGAGAUGCAUUUGUUGUCCAGUCUGUCGGGCUCCUCGAAUUUAAUUGUCGUGGCAGAACUCAGUGGAGGAGAAGGGGAGACAUCGUGGCAGCACUCUCAACUGUUCAGACAGAGCUUGAAGGAGGCACAGGACACAUCAUUUGAAAUCCUCAUCUACCUAGAAGAUGCUUAAUAAAGAUGGGCCUCUAAUAUUUUUCUACUCAAAAUUAUAGCCUGGAAAACAUUUAAGUAUGUAACAGGAGACCAUUAAGCCAGUUGUUUCAUACAAAUGACAAGAUUUCAUUCAGAUACAAAAAGUAAAUUAGCACGUUUUAAAGUUGGAUUUGAUUCCUGGAUAUGCCAUUUAUCAAGCAAUUGAUUGUCUAAGUUCUUAUGCUUUGAGACAUAUACCAUUUAACAUACCAGGGUUAUAGGCAAUAAACUAAUAUUGAACUGUA